Messenger RNA from Leptosomus discolor (cuckoo roller), 513 nucleotides. The record is from RefSeq and is a predicted model, not a curated record. Lineage: Eukaryota; Metazoa; Chordata; Aves; Leptosomiformes; Leptosomidae.
GAUAUGUCUGCCUAUGUGAAAAAAAUUCAAUUCAAGUUGCACGAAAGCUACGGUAAUCCUUUAAGAGUUGUUACCAAACCACCAUAUGAAAUCACUGAAACAGGCUGGGGUGAAUUUGAAAUAAUCAUUAAGAUAUUUUUCAUUGAUCCAAAUGAAAGACCUGUAACCUUGUAUCACUUGCUGAAGCUUUUUCAGUCUGAUACCAAUGCCAUCCUGGGAAAGAAAACUGUAGUUUCUGAAUUCUAUGACGAAAUGAUAUUUCAGGAUCCUACUGCGAUGAUGCAGCAGCUGUUAACAACGUCUCGUCAGCUAACGCUAGGUGCCUAUAAGCAUGAAACAGAGUUUGCAGAUCUUGAAGUGAAAACCAGGGAAAAGCUGGAAGCUGCCAAAAAGAAAACUAGCUUUGAAAUUGCUGAGCUUAAAGAAAGACUAAAAGCAAGUCGUGAAACCAUCAACUGUUUAAAGAAUGAAAUCAGAAAACUUGAAGAAGAUGAUCAGUCUAAAGAUAUGUGA